Molecule: messenger RNA, 1394 nt
Organism: Miniopterus natalensis
Lineage: Eukaryota; Metazoa; Chordata; Mammalia; Chiroptera; Miniopteridae
Gene: GARIN6
Product: golgi associated RAB2 interactor family member 6
Cellular component (GO): nucleus
Source: RefSeq, a predicted model, not a curated record
AUGACGCUAUGGCAGGGCAGCUCCCAGAGCAGCCAUGUGCAGCACAUGUUCCGCAGCUCCAUGGGGAAGCUGCAGCGGCAGCUGUGCAAGGGCACGUUUGCCAUGUUCAAGCGCAUUCCCAUGUUUGAGAGUGACUUCAUCCAGAUCAGCAAAAGAGGAGACGUGAUCGAUGUGCACAGAAGAAUGCAAAUGGUCACUGUAGGCAUCGCAUACACCAGCUCUGACCUCAUGAUACCUGAUGUCAUGCUGCUGGCACGACCGGCUGACAGCUGUGCAGUCUCUGCCAAAGGUGACCGACAUACUCAGGGGAAGGAACUCAUGUCAGUGAAAAGCUUGGAGCUGACCAGGCUGCUUCCUUUGAAGUUUGUCAAGUUGUCCGUCUACAGUCAUGAGAAAAAACAGCUCCACUUGAAGCUUGCCACUGGCCGCUCUUUUUACCUACAGUUAUGCUCCCCUUCAGAUGCAAAAGAAGAUGUAUUUGCACACUGGGAAGACCUGGUGUUCUUCCUGAGACCGCUAGGGGAGGCUUACAGUGGUACCUGUUCUAUACCAGCUUGGGACAUGGUAGACAAUCCUAUGUUGGAGGCAGAGGACAGGAAGAACCCAAGAGUAAGUUUUUGCAGUGACUUUCUGAGAGGGACCCACGUGCUUUGGGAGAGCAACUGAAGACUCUCAGGCUACUUCUCCUAGGCUGCCUGGGGAAACACUGAAUGUGGAAGGGCUCAGUCCAGAUGAGCAACUAUGUGGAGGCCUUGCUGCAUUUGGGAGGUCCCAAGUGCAUCUGAACAUAUGAGAUCCUUUAGAUGUUAGCUCCUCUGAUUCUAUACCUGAUGUUGUAAUGCUGUCAGCAGCAUCCUGACUGUCCAGUCUGUUCUGGAACACACACUGCUGUGGACUCAGGCAGUCUGAUGUGCUGUGGGACAUUUUUAACUAUGAGAAAGCCCUUUCUUUCUUUGAGCCAUGUACUGGUUUUUACAUAAAUUUGUGGCAUUGCAGCAUGCUUUGCACUCAGGUGUACAAUUUGUUAGUAGCUCUCAGAAUGUAAGAUGGACAUGGCUAAAAUAAUAUUAUAUAAUUAUUUCAGUCUGGGUGAACAUGCCUGGAAUAAUACUCUUCCCUGGUAUAUAAGUAGUAUUUGUGAAUAUGAUGGGAUUUUACUUUAUGAUUUUGUAACUGUAUAUGGCAAAAGAGAUUUUGCAAAUGUAAUUAAGCUCCCCAAUCAGCUGACUGAUUUAAGCAAAAGAAAGACUCUCUUGGGUGGGCAUGAGAACCAACUAACCUGAUGAGUUCUUUAAAAUGACUUUUCAGAAGUCAAAGAAAUUAGAAGUCAGGGAGACAUUCUGCUGUCCUGAAAGGAAGCAAAUUGCUCUGCUCUGGAGAGAGCCAGCAGCCUC